UCCGUGUUUUAAAUGGAAAACCGGCUUACUGUAACAAAUAUGCAGAAAUGUGCCGGCUUUCUUACCAUCUUUUAUUUUUUCGUGUAUCUCAGAAUUAACUCCACCCAUCCUUUUCAUAGAGAUAAUGUAACGAAAGUUGGACAUCAGACUUAUCCUAAUAUGAGCCAAAGAUGUGUCUUAAUGGAAAGGACAAAGACGAUGGCGUCUAAUCUGGAAAACACACUGCGAAGAUUCAAAGACUCUACGCAAGACUUCGGGAAAAGUAUUUACGAUCAUUUAAAUACUGGAAUCAAAACCCUGGCUAAUCGAGAUGCCAUAACCGAAGAUGAAAUAAGACAAUACGAAGAAUUAGUUAUAAUGAAAAAACAUCCUUAUAUAGACUUAAAAGCGUUAGAAAUGAAAUAUAGUCCUUUGCCUUCCAAAAACACAAGGCAAAGUGCGACGUUUGUUGUGGAUCGAAGAAUACAAAAUGAACCUGGUAUUAAUUGUGACACGGUAGAAGAAUUGCUAAAUGUCGAAAUAAUAAAUCGUGGAUUGUCUGGGUUUUUCAUACCUUCUCUUCUUGCAAAGCAUACAGAAUCUGCUGAUAGCAAAUUAGUAAAUAACGUAAGAAAAAUUAACAUGGCAAAUGAGAUCAAUACAUUUACAGUAGGAUUGCCUUCAGAUCGUAAUGUUAUAAAAAGCCUGAAAGAUGACAUAAAAGCUUAUAUGGAACGUAAAGGCACGGAAUAA
Pararge aegeria (speckled wood butterfly) is the source of this 732-nucleotide messenger RNA. RefSeq lists its product as uncharacterized. Bases 13 to 732 code for a protein of 239 amino acids. The record is from RefSeq and is a predicted model, not a curated record. NCBI's taxonomy places the organism in Eukaryota, Metazoa, Arthropoda, Insecta, Lepidoptera, Nymphalidae. The transcript is spliced from 2 exons.